GAUCAGUAAAUUCGUCGAACACGCACUAUAAAGCACUUCAAGGAUACUAACAUUUUCAUCAAUGCUUGAAUAGCUAUUUGGCCUGCACCGAUUAUCCAAAGAAAUGUCUUCCCAAACUUAUUCAUCAAUGCUUCCUUUUUCAACUCAUCAACCCAUGUCCAACCACAAUCGCCCCAUAGCCAAUUUCCAUCCCUGCGUCUGGGGCAACACUUUCCUUUCAUGUCCAUCUAAAAUGGACGCUAAUGCUACACUAAAACACGGAGAAUUGAAGGAAGAAGUGAGGAGGAUGGUUAAGGAAGGCAUGGAUGAUGAGUUGCUUCACAAAUUACAUUUGAUUGAUACAAUCAAACGGUUAGGAGUGAGUUACCAUUUCGAAAGAGAGAUAGAGGAAGCAUUGCACAAUAUCUAUGAGCAAGACUACGAACCAGACCAAACUCAUCUCGAAACUGCUUCUCUUCGGUUUCGAUUGCUUAGAGAGGAUGGGUUUAAUGUUCCCUGUGAGAUAUUCAACAAGUUCAAAGAUGGAGAAGGAAAUUUCAAAAACACCUUAACAAGUGAUGUGAAAGGCUUGCUAGAAUUAUACGAAGCUGCACAUUUACGUGUACAUGGUGAGGAUAUACUCGAUGAAGCCCUUGUUUUCACCACCAGUCAUCUACAGUCAGCCAAAGCUGCAGGCACUAUCGAAUAUCCCCUUUCGGCCCUAGUCUCCAAUGCUCUAAACCGACCCAUCUCCAAGUGCUUGCCGAGGUUGGAGGCUAGGCGAUUCAUACCCAUUUAUCAACAAGAUGCUGCACAUGACAAAACGUUGUUGAAGUUUGCAGAGUUGGAUUUCAACUUGUUGCAAGAUUUACACAAGGAGGAGCUAAGCAACAUCUCUAGGUGGUGGAAAGAUUUAGAUGUCGAAACAAAGCUUCCAUUUAUACGAAAUAGAUCGGUGGAAGGUUACUUUUGGAUAUUGGGAGUGUACUUUGAGCCUCAAUACUCUUACGCUAGAGAGAUAUUAACAAAAAUACUACUCAUGACAUCAAUUAUGGAUGACAUAUACGAUGCAUAUGGCAAAUUUGAAGAACUUGAACUCCUUACGAUUGCAAUUCAGAGGUGGGAUGCUGAUUGUCUAGAUCAACUCCCGGAUUACAUGAAAUUCUUCUACAAAACAAUGUUAGAUUUGUAUGAAGAAUUGGAGGAAGCGAUGACAAAGCAAGGAAAAUCAUAUCGUUUCCAAUACGCAAAAGACACGUUUACACAAUUAUCGGAAUCUUAUUUUGUGGAAACCAAAUGGUACCAAGAGAAGUAUGUACCAACGAUGGAGGAGUACAUGAGGAACGCACUUGUAACAGCAGGCCAUGUCCACUUGACAAUCACAUCUUUUAUUGAAAUGGAAGAUUCGGUGACACCUGAGAUUUUUAAAUGGGCUUUUAGCAACCCGAAAAUUGUCGCUGCUUCAUCCGUCAUUGGCCGUCUCAUGGACGAUAUCGCUUCGCAUAAGUUUGAGCAAGAGAGAGGACACGUUCGAUCGGCCGUUGAAUGUUACAUGAGACAACAUGGAGUUUCGGAAGAAGAGGCAUGCAGUGAACUGAAGAAGCAAGUGGAGAAUGCUUGGAAAGAUAUAAACUACGAGAUGAUAUUUAGUGAGACGACGAAGGUUUUUCCGAAGCCAGUUCUCAGACGAAUCCUCAAUCUUACGAGGGUCAUCGAGUUUCUUUACAAGGAUGGAGAUGACCAGUACACACAUGUUGGGAAAGUUACAAAGGAUGGGGUUGCUUCAUUGCUCAUUGAUCCGGUAUCAGUUUCACCUUGAGGAAAUUAAGAAUUUACCUGAUUUAUGUGACGUAAUAAGGUGUUAUUAGAAUCUUGGCAGUUCUCCAGUCUGCAGCAUAUGUUUGUGACUUUAUGUUACUUUUAAGGGUGAUCUCAUAUUUA
This is a messenger RNA of Hibiscus syriacus, 1920 nucleotides long. RefSeq names its product (+)-delta-cadinene synthase isozyme A-like. The coding region runs from base 104 to 1798 and encodes 564 amino acids. Gene Ontology annotation, molecular function: terpene synthase activity; magnesium ion binding. NCBI's taxonomy places the organism in Eukaryota, Viridiplantae, Streptophyta, Magnoliopsida, Malvales, Malvaceae. The transcript has 7 exons. Gene Ontology annotation, biological process: diterpenoid biosynthetic process. The record is from RefSeq and is a predicted model, not a curated record.